CAUCCCAUCCCAUCCCAUCCCCUCCCCUCCCAUGACCAACCCCACAGGUUCAACCAGUUCUAUUCCCUACUCUGACUGCUGCAUCCCUCUGCUCCCCCAAGCCUCCAGUCCGCCUAGCGUGCGGCCCAAGCAGCCACCCUGGCAACACUCGCGCGCCACCAGCUGCACGGCGCUGCUUCGCCAUCCUCACUGCUAGCCGUCACCUGCGGCGGCAGUGCACGGUCUGGCGGCUGCUGCUUCGGCUGGAUACCCGACAUGCGCUUCUGCUUCGGAGAGGGCGACGGCAACAGCGAUGUUUCGGCCCCGGAGCCCAUCGGAUCAGUCCCCGCGAGGCCGCCUGUGAGGGAGCAGUUUCCGGAGCCCAAGGCGUGGGAGCCAACUCUUGAAGAGUUUCUCAACAUUGCGCCGCUGGAAAGCGAGUCGGGCAACGCGCAGCUCGCAUCAGCAAAGAGGACCCGGAGAGCGAGGGUCGUGCGCCGUUCGUGGGGCGGCGGCGCGGGCGACGAGGGCCGGGCGGCGUUCUUCGACUGCAUCGCAGGGGAUGGCCAAAGAAAUCGAGACGGUGACGUGUCAGCAGCAGCGGAAAAGGAGGGAAACGGUGACGGCGAAGCUACCACAGCGAAACCUGCACCCGCCAUGAAAACGGCGUCUAUAUCCCUAGCGAGAGUCGUGCCAGCAGGUUCCCAGCCAUCCCCGCCUCGUUCCUCGGUCUGCCUAGCCUCGGUCAUCUCCUCCUCAGCUCCAUCCAAAGCCGCCAUACCGGCGACGACCAGCGCAGCGGGGGUCGCUGUUCCGACCGGCGGCUUCCGCUCAAGCUCCACCUCUGCGCAGGGCGCGGAGGAGCCUCCCCCGAGGAGCGCGAGCAACGGCCGCGGAGCGACCGUCCGGGUGGUGUCGUCUGCGGCUGGCGGCGGCGCCUUUGGCGGCGGCGGCGGCUUUGGUGGCGGCGGUGGUGCUUCCAGCGGCAUGAGGCUGUUCGCGACUGGGGGAGCAGCAGCCGCUGGGCCGUACUCGUCAUUGUCGUACUCGACUUCUUCCAGAGGCCUUGCGUCGCAGCUAGGGAUGCAGCGGAGUGUGUCGACGGGGUGUCUGGUCAGCUUUGGCCGUCCAGCGCCAGCCAGCGUUGCCGGAACCGUGAUCGGUGGGAUGGUGGCAGUGAGAGCCGGGGAAGUGGGGGUGGGGGGGGGGACGCUGCUAUCUCCGCCUCCGUUUCUGCCAGCGUCACUGUCUGGGCAGUUGUAAAGUGGCUUCUCACGACGAGCCUCGGAUGUUAUUACUGGGAUCAACAGGUUUCGUUAGCUGCUUAUCUCAUGGUCUCGUGACAUCACUUGUGCUUGGUUACUUCUCCCAACCUCCGAUGGUUCUUGUCCUAUGAUUUCUGGUUUGUUUUGGUUGGAAAGUUGGCAAUACCACAGCGUAAGCGCGUGCGCGUCUUGGUUGUUUGACUGGGCAUCAUGUUGCUCUUGUGGUGAUGGGAGACAGCCCUUCCCCCUUAUCUUGCGAUCUUUCAUCGAGCUGAUCUUUCAUCUAGCUGCUACCGAGGUAUUCCCAUUUCGUAGAAACCGAGAAAGCAGCAUUC
This is a messenger RNA of Closterium sp. NIES-67, 1579 nucleotides long. Lineage: Eukaryota; Viridiplantae; Streptophyta; Zygnematophyceae; Desmidiales; Closteriaceae. The record is from the annotation of a GenBank genome assembly.